Messenger RNA from Kockovaella imperatae, 1641 nucleotides. RefSeq lists its product as hypothetical. Lineage: Eukaryota; Fungi; Basidiomycota; Tremellomycetes; Tremellales; Cuniculitremaceae. The transcript is spliced from 4 exons. The record is from RefSeq and is a predicted model, not a curated record. The coding region runs from base 1 to 1641 and encodes 546 amino acids.
AUGCUAGACAAAAUCCCACCCGAGGUGCUCACGCUCAUCGCCUAUCAUUCAUGCCUCCCGACAUUGCUCGCUCCAUCAACCCUGCUGCAAACGUCACGCGUCAUUAGAGAUACUAUCUCGCCCUCGGCCAACCCUCGGCUAUACGCUAGAUUGUACAGGACUGCUUUCGACACUGCCGCGAUCGAGCGAAGGCUAGGCGAGGUCAAUGCGAGUCAGUAUACAGUUGAGCUGCAACGUCGAGUCUCGUCUCUGUACAGGUUGUCACGGAUGGUCGAUCGUGGCGACCUGACUGCGAUUCGAGAUGAGGAUGUGUGGACCAUUUAUCUGAUGUUAAUUGAGAAUGACGGGAAGAACCUUGAACAGCUCCUCGACCUCAACGGGAUCCUCCAUCUUCCGACGUUUCUCCGAUUGUACCAUGAGCAGCACCUUUUGGCACCUGCCCUUCAACCCGGGUACCCCGCCGAGAAUAUUGGCAGGUCAUUGAUCAUGUGGAUAGGCUGGCUUCUGAGCCAACACAACUCUGGUGUUCCCGAACCCUCUGUCGAACGUGAUGAACGCUUGUUUGUCCUCCGACCUUACGUUUUCGCACCGCAGCAAUACGAGGCGUACUUUGCUCCAUGGACCAUUCUCAAUCUACCCUUGUCGUCCACGACGCCGCGGUCCUCUCGGGCUAGUCCCUACAUAGCCGACCUGUCGCCAAAACCUCGAACGGUGGCUAUCAACUACUUUGGCAAAGACACGAGUAUCUGUCCCCCGAUCCUUUCGCAUGCGGCCAUAUUGCGUUUCUUCACGCAGGCAGAGACGUCCGGCAGGAUAGCCAAGACCGCUCGUCCCGCGUCUGAGAAUAAUGUCUCAGUCACAGAGUCAGACUCUGACGAUGAUGAUCUGCUCGUUGCCCAGCGCAAAGACCUCCUUUCCAGCUCCCUCCUACACGACCGCGAUUUCGGCCGCCUUUUAUCAUGCCACGACCCAUUCACCUGCCGUGGCCUCAAACCAUCCUCAUGGCGUGGGAGUAUGGAAGGGUGCUGGGAGGGCAAUUUUUCCUUUUUCGACUUUGACGCGUUCAGGGAGAUGCUCGCUGGUCAAUCGAGAGCAUUGUAUGCCGGUGAAUUCGGAGAGCAGCAUCAGGUAUGGAGACUGAAAGAGACAUUCGUUCGGCCAAAGAGGGAACAGCUGCAAGGACGCAAGGGCAAAUCCCGUGCGCCACCUCUAACUGGACCCAUGACCAAUGCCGGCUUCCCCACCGACGUACCCUCGAGCACCGAUGCAGGACUCGACACUGCACGAGCCGAAGUGACCACGCUCAACGCGACUAUCCGCCAACAGCUGGACGCCAUGGUGGGGUACGAGAUCGUUCCGGAGAACGAGAUGGAUACGGCAGUGGACGAGGAUGACGGACUCGAAAUUCUCGUCACCGGUGUCGGGCACUCUGCAUGGGGACGCUUCAUUCUUAAAGGUCGGGUGCGGGCGUGGGACGGUCUAGCAUCACUGGUCAAGGAGUAUGCACCCGACUCUCGCGGCAAGUGGAUCUACCGAGGCUACGUGGUCGCUGGAGACACUUUUGUUGGACGUUGGCGUGAUACGUUCACGCCUGAAGCGUUUAUAGGGUACGAAGGGACGUUUAUCCUCAAUCGCCGGUGA